This is a messenger RNA of Gloeophyllum trabeum ATCC 11539, 594 nucleotides long. RefSeq lists its product as uncharacterized. The transcript has a single exon. The record is from RefSeq and is a predicted model, not a curated record. Lineage: Eukaryota; Fungi; Basidiomycota; Agaricomycetes; Gloeophyllales; Gloeophyllaceae. The annotation marks the transcript as partial.
GCUAUGGGUACGAUCCGUCUGCGCUGCUCUCCCGCCGUCGCCUCCUACAUAAAGGAUAAGAAAUCGGCCAAGGAAACUUGGGACCAAUUGUCUUCCCUCUAUUCGUCUAUGUCCCUCGGCGCCAUUUACAAUGAGCUGCGGGGGGCCUUAUCGACGAAGAUUCCGGCGGAUCAGCACCCUGCUCCAGCCUUCGCGAAGAUAUCCAAACAUUUCGACACUUUGGAAGCGGCCAAGGUCAAGAUUCCCACGCUUAUUGAAGGUCUAAUCUGCCUUUAUGCACUCCCCAGCCGCUAUGAGAACGUUGCGCAGAUGCUGGUCCAAGCUACCUCUGCUGACAACAUGGGCAUAGGUGCGGUACGGGAAGCAGUUACCACUGCUUGGGACCAGUCUCAAGGCAAGAAGCCUGAGAAACUCGGUGCGCACAAGAUCUCAGCGGUGAAGCGUAAGCCGGGCGAUCCCUCCUUUUCUUCGCAGCAGCAGCAGCGCCCUCAGGGCAGCAGCAGCAAUGCGCGGGAUGGGAAGAGGCGCCCUUAUCGCGGCAAGCGUGCAGGCAAGAAGCGUCAAGGGCAAAACCACGAUCACCACCAUGCCCAC